Messenger RNA from Trichoplusia ni (cabbage looper), 684 nucleotides. RefSeq names its product cytochrome P450 4C1-like. Gene Ontology annotation, molecular function: iron ion binding; monooxygenase activity; heme binding. The record is from RefSeq and is a predicted model, not a curated record. Lineage: Eukaryota; Metazoa; Arthropoda; Insecta; Lepidoptera; Noctuidae. The transcript has 4 exons. The annotation marks the transcript as partial.
AUACCUAUAACAGCCGGGACCCAUAAUUUUACAAAUAAUAAUGUCAUACGUACAUUUGUUUCAGUGGUGACGGACCCAGAUGACACCUAUACAGUUCUCAAUACGUGCCUCGAGAAAGAUUAUGUAUACGAAUUUGUAAAACCAUUUUUAGGUGACAGCUUAAUCGCGGCAAAAGUUCCGUUAUGGAAGGAACAACGUAGGCUGCUGAACCCCGCGUUCAAUCAAUCCCUGCUGGACACCUUCAUGGGUGUGUUCAACAGUCAGUCCCGGAAGCUGGUGCAGGAACUGGGGAAGGAGGCUGGGAAGGGUCCCUUCGAUCACUGGAUAUACGCGCGGCAUAACGCAUUGGAGACUGUCUUUUUGACAUCACUGGGAGUGGACUUCUCCCAGACGGAUCUGAGCAAAACAGAGUACUUAGAGGCUCUGGAGAAUAUGUUCUCUACGAUGGAAGAACGUCUAGUAAAGUUCUGGUUGCACAGCCCUUACACUUUUGCGUUUAGUGAUGUCAAGAAGCGCCAGGAUGAAAGUGUAAAAGCCUUACAUAGAGUGUCAAACACGGUUCUACAAACGAGAAAAGCGGAGUUAAAUAGGAAUGUGAGUGAUGAAAGAAGUUUGAAGUAUCAAGGUACUUUUUAUACCUAGUCGAAAUAUAAUAUGUACACUUAUAAUAUUUUUUUUAAAACA